This is a messenger RNA of Penicillium canariense, 1185 nucleotides long. Its product is annotated as SDR family oxidoreductase. The transcript has 4 exons. The record is from RefSeq and is a predicted model, not a curated record. Bases 1 to 1185 code for a protein of 394 amino acids. NCBI's taxonomy places the organism in Eukaryota, Fungi, Ascomycota, Eurotiomycetes, Eurotiales, Aspergillaceae.
AUGCCCUCUAAUCAGAAUAAUCAUGCCGUCGUGUUCGGAUGCUCGGGAAUCAAUGGCUGGGCUCUGGUGAAUCAAUUGCUUUCGGGAUACCCGGCCGCUGGUACCUUCGCCAAGGUCACUGCCAUUGCAAACCGUCCUUUCAAGCCUGAAGACGCCGGAUGGCCCCGCAAUGUUGGCGAUCGACUGCAAAUCAUCUCAGGUAUUGAUCUUCUGGCUGGGGAUGAUCAAUCACUACAGGAAACACUUGCAGAGAAGAUUCCAUCUGUGGAGACCGUGAGCCAUGUCUAUUACGCUGCAUAUCGUGAAAGCCGCGAUGGCGCCGAAGAAUCUCGUCUGAACAAGGAGAUGCUCCGCGCUGCGGUGCAGACCAUUGAGAUCCUUUCUCCUGAGCUGCAGUUUGUGACACUGAUCACUGGCACCAAGGCUUACGGAGUCAUGAUGUUUGAUAAAUUUCCUUUUCGUGGACAGACGCCUUUGAAAGAGAGUUAUCCACGUAUUCCCGAUGAGUAUGCCAAGAACCUUUUUUAUUAUCAUCAGGUAGACCUGCUUCGUGAACUAUCUGCCAAUAAAGCUUGGUCAUGGUGCGAGGUCCGGCCGGAUAUAAUUAUCGGUGUCGCACCGUUUGGCAAUGCGAACUGUAUCGCCCAAACCACCGGGAUUUUCCUCGGGCUCUACCGAGCCAUCGAAGGGCCCGGAGCUCGCGUCCCAUUCCCUGGCACCGAGGCUGGCUGGAACCUCUUGUCAACUGAUUCAAACCAGGACAUUAUUGCACAAUUCUGCAUCUAUGCGUCUCUCCAGCCCCGCGAGAAAGUCCACGCCCAGACCUUUAACAUUGGCGACGAUGCAGUCCCGCUGUCGUGGUCUAAGCGCUGGCCGAUUCUCGCAUCAUACUUUGGGCUGGAGGGAACCGGGCCAAGUAGCGAUAGCGUAUCGGGACCCGAGUAUAUCAGUCGCCACGAGCCGGAGUUCCAGGCGCUGUGUCGGGCGCGUGGCCUCAAAGAAGAUAUUAUGUACACCAGCAUACGGAAUACCGGGUCGAGGGGCAGUGUGAUGAAACUCAUGGAUUUUGAUCGCAACUUAGAUUUGAGCAAGGCAAGGUCUCUAGGUUUCAACACCGAACUGAGUACGGAGAGUUCCUGGUAUACGGCCUUCGACCGAGUGCGGGAUGCGAAACUCAUGCUGUGA